Messenger RNA from Naegleria fowleri, 2394 nucleotides. RefSeq lists its product as uncharacterized. NCBI's taxonomy places the organism in Eukaryota, Heterolobosea, Eutetramitea, Acrasida, Naegleriidae. The transcript has a single exon. The record is from RefSeq and is a predicted model, not a curated record. The coding region runs from base 1 to 2394 and encodes 797 amino acids. Gene Ontology annotation, cellular component: membrane.
AUGACGUGGGAAACAUCAACCUCCUCCGGAGGAGCUGACGUUUCUGCUGCUGCUGAUGAGUUUUCGCCCAGUGCGUUGAUCCUUCAUUCCGUUUCUAGUAUGAUGAAGAGGAUGGCUUCAGAAACUGGUGAAUCAUCAACAACGGCUUCUUUGGAAAACAUUGGAAAUACUCCUCCGCUCAUCAUGGUGGAGAAGGCGGUUCAAUUGCUUUGGGAUGGAAUUAAUAUUACAAAUAACGUAACCAAUAAUUCAACAAACGGAACCCUAACGGAAACACAACCCAUUGAUGCGUUUUUUUCAGUGAGUUUGGGCCUCACAAUUGUUUUGGGAAUUAUAUUUUCGUAUAGUAUACUCCGGUACUAUGCAAAGAAUUCUUCAUUGAGUUGGUUUUUGUAUAUUCCUCUCUUGCUAACGUAUACAUUGUUGUUUACAGCAGUGGGAAUGGUGUGUUUUGAUUUGGCAGCUGCCAGGUCGGUCGAUCGUACAUCGGCAAAAACCGAUGCGAAUAGAGCCCUUGAAAUUACGUGGCGAGUCAUUUAUUGGACUUGCUUUGGAUUGGCUCAAGUGAUUUUACCCUUAUUUAAGGGAUAUCCAUUCACAGGUGAAUUUACUGCACUCUUCAAACUCUUGAGAUCCAUUGUCAUGAACUUGUUGACCAUUUCUGUUAUGAUUUUGAUCGGAUUGGGAGGUUUAGGAGGUUUUUUGAUUUAUAUUGCCAUUGUUGACGACAUUAAAAAUGUCACAUUCAACAUGUUGAUGGGUCUUGCACUCUCCCUGUCGAACAUUGUGGGUUUGGCACUGCUUAUUACUCUGUUAGGAUAUGGUAUUGUCAUUCUUCCGAGAAGUCUGUGGGAAAUUUCGAACGAUGAAAGACAGCUCAGACUCUAUGAAUUCAAAAGUGUUGGAUUGUUAGAAACACUCACCGAUACCGAGGAUGAGCUUAUUGAACUCAUUUCUAUCUGUACAUAUUUAGACAAGCAUGUGGAUCAAUCACACAAGCAACGAAAAAACGUUGAUCGAAUGAUGAAAACGGUCAAUGAAGCAAUGGAAAACCAUCCACAAUUGAAAAAAGCUCGUCUCAGAGACCGCUUUGAACCUGGAAAGCUUCCUGACAUUGAUAAAUUGAGCCGAUGGAAGUUGGUGUCGAUUCAUGGAGAUUUAAUUAAUACCAUUCUUGAGUUUGACAUUCACCAAUAUCAAUGGAAAUAUUUACAAAUUCGUGCCUUUGUUUUGCAAGACAUUAUUGACUCGAAACACAAUGGUUUAAGAAAAAUCGAUUCACCAUUCCUUCAACGAAGAUUUACCUGGUGGCAAAAAAUUAUUGAAAAACCAGAAUGGAUUUAUUACAAGUAUUUGAGACCAUGGUUUUUGAAGUUGUUGGUGCUGUUGUACAUUCCAUGUGCUUUCAUCUUGUUGUGGUGCGAAUUUACUCCUCUCUUCAAAAAUGUGACCACUGUGAGACUCUCUGUUUUGGAAUUGCUAAUUGAAUCCAUUCAUGAUCGAUUUAUCACACAAUUUGUUGCAUUAUUUAUUUUACUCAUGAUUUUGGUCACAAUUAUGGUUGCGUUAUUCAACGUGAGAGUGAUGCAAUAUUUUAGAAUCAUUCCUCAUCAUACUGAUUCUUACACACUCUUUUACACAGCUCAAUUAUUGUGUCGAGUCAUUCCUAGUAUGAUGUACAACUUUUUACAAUUGAUUGGUGUCACGAAAAAUGAUGGUGUUGCCUAUUUCAACAUUUAUGGAGAAUUGAGAUUGGAUGGACUUCGAAUCUUUGGUGCCAUUGGUGGUUUUGUUGUCGAUUAUUUACCAUUGGGAAUUAUUCUUGUAGCUUUUGUUGCAUUAUUCAGAAUUUUGGAACGAUUAGGAACUCUGAUUAACAUUGAACGAUUCAAAUACAAUGGCGGUGACAAGAUUACAGACGACAGAGUGUUGGAAGGAAAAGAAAUUUUGCAACGCGCAAGAGAGAGAAAAGUCAAACAUUUGCAAAGAGCGAGAGAAGAGCAUGGCUCUAAAUACUUCUCCAUUUCCACAUUUUUCGAUAAAUUGGAUGAACACGACAGUGGAAAGAAGGGACAUUCAAAGAAAGCCUUUUAUGGUCAACAGCAACAACAAGAUUAUGAUGACGAUAGCAAUGAUAUUGAAAUUUCUGGAGACAUUAAAUUUGGAGAUAAGAUUGUGGAUGAUGUGAACAUGGAAGAUUUCAAUGCUCAUCACUAUCAAAGUCCUGAAAUGAACAGAAAUAGCAAAAAGUCUUCUGCAAACAAAUCCUACACGAAAUUCGAGGAGGAGGACGAAGAUGUUCAAGAAAAACCAAUGAGUCAUUCCUAUAAGAGCACUCGAGAGGAAUACAAGAAUAAGUGGAAGAAAUCAAAGAAUUUCGAGUCAGUUUUGUAA